AUGGCCACUGGGCAUCUGAGUAUAUAAGCGAAGGUCUGACCCUUUCAAAGUUGGGCAACCCCUACAUUGGCACUGGUGAACAGGCUCUGAUCCCAAGGACUGUUACCUCUUUCUUUUCUCCUGCGCAGAACGUGUUAGAAAGGCAACCAUGGCGAAGAACUGCCACAACGACCUCAAGAUGAAGUUCAAGACAGAGGAGGAAUACCCAGACCUCACCCUGCACAACAACCACAUGUCCAAGGUGCUGAGCAAGGAUGUGUACAACAAGCUGAGGGACAAGUCAACCCCCAGUGGCUUCACCCUGGAUGACUGCAUCCAGACCGGAGUGGACAACCCUGGCCACCCCUUCAUCAUGACUGUGGGCUGUGUUGCUGGUGAUGAGGAGUCCUAUGAGGUCUUCAAGGACCUGUUCGACCCAAUCAUCUCCGACCGUCAUGGUGGCUACAAGCCAACAGACAAGCACAAGACUGACCUGAACUUCGAGAACCUGAAGGGCGGUGAUGACCUGGACCCCAACUACGUCCUGAGCAGCCGCGUCCGUACUGGCCGCAGCAUCAAGGGGUUCACCCUGCCCCCCCACAACAGCCGUGGGGAGCGUAGAGUCGUCGAGAAGCUGUCCAUCGAGGCUCUGAACAGCCUGGACGGAGAGUUCAAGGGCAAGUACUACCCCCUGAAGGACAUGUCCGACAAGGAGCAGGAGCAGCUGAUCGCUGACCACUUCCUGUUUGACAAGCCCGUGUCCCCCCUGCUGCUGGCUGCUGGGAUGGCCCGUGACUGGCCUGACGGAAGAGGCAUCUGGCACAACGACAACAAGACCUUCCUGGUCUGGGUGAACGAGGAGGACCACCUGCGUGUCAUCUCCAUGCAGCUCGGCGGCAACAUGAAGGAAGUCUUCAAGCGCUUCUGCGUUGGCCUGCAGAAGAUUGAGGCCAUCUUCAAGAAGCACAACCACGGCUUCAUGUGGAACGAGCAUCUGGGCUACGUCCUGACCUGCCCCUCCAAUCUUGGCACCGGCCUGCGUGGUGGAGUACACGUCAAGCUGCCCAAGCUGAGCACACAUGCCAAGUUCGAGGAGAUCCUGACCAGGCUCCGUCUGCAGAAGCGUGGCACAGGUGGUGUGGACACUGCUUCCGUGGGUGGCACCUUCGACAUCUCCAACGCUGACCGUCUGGGCUCCUCAGAGGUCCAGCAGGUGCAGCUGGUGGUUGAUGGCGUGAAGCUCAUGGUUGAGAUGGAGAAGAAGCUGGAGAAGGGUGGCAGCAUCGACGACAUGAUCCCCGCCCAGAAGUAAAGACGGAGUCAAGCGCUCUUUUUUUUUUUUUAUCACGCAACUGCAAUGGAACACUCAGGCGAGACUAGCUCCGCCCAUCCCCACCCCCCUCUCCUGACUCGGCUCCUUUCUUUCCAGAAAGUUCUAUCUCUUCACCCUCUCUCUUCGUCUACCUAUUCCAUUCCCUUCCCUGUUCUCAACCCAUCCUUCCGGUUAUGUAACAUCCUGGGAUCAAACGGCCACACAGUCAGGUGGUACCUGGCUUUGUGUUUUCACUUAAAUUUACAUGUUUUGGUUGUAAAAAGUAAUUGAUUCAAUAAAUCUCGCCCCAUAAAACAAUCAA
Conger conger (European conger) is the source of this 1613-nucleotide messenger RNA. RefSeq names its product creatine kinase, muscle b (gene ckmb). Bases 149 to 1291 code for a protein of 380 amino acids. Gene Ontology annotation, molecular function: creatine kinase activity. Lineage: Eukaryota; Metazoa; Chordata; Actinopteri; Anguilliformes; Congridae. The record is from RefSeq and is a predicted model, not a curated record. Gene Ontology annotation, biological process: phosphocreatine biosynthetic process. The transcript has 8 exons.